Messenger RNA from Triplophysa dalaica, 4279 nucleotides. RefSeq names its product WRN RecQ like helicase (gene wrn). Gene Ontology annotation, cellular component: cytoplasm; nucleoplasm; chromosome. Gene Ontology annotation, biological process: DNA replication; telomere maintenance; double-strand break repair via homologous recombination. Gene Ontology annotation, molecular function: ATP binding; 3'-5' DNA helicase activity; 3'-5' exonuclease activity. The record is from RefSeq and is a predicted model, not a curated record. NCBI's taxonomy places the organism in Eukaryota, Metazoa, Chordata, Actinopteri, Cypriniformes, Nemacheilidae. The transcript is spliced from 37 exons. The coding region runs from base 147 to 4103 and encodes 1318 amino acids.
UGAGUCCACCAGGUGACGAUAUUCAUGCACGCUGACAGUCGCACGUGACCAACACAAGAAGAAGAAGAAGAAGAAGAUGAAGCAGACGCUUUUCGCGUAAAUACUCAACAGCAGUGGACAAAAUAGGAAGACUAAAAGAAUGUGUAAUGACUGACAGAAAUCUGCCAGCAUGGAUGAACUAUAAAUCCCAUGAGGACAAACCCACAUUAGGAGCAUAUAAGAAGAAUGUUCUGGAAGAUUCUCUUCCUUACCUGGAGUUUAGUGGAACGGUCGUGUACAGCCAGGAAAAAAACGACUGCUCAUUUCUGUCAGAAGAUUUCAGAUCAUGUUUGUCGUGUGAUUCAGUGGUGGGCUUUGAUGUGGAAUGGCCGCCCAGUUACACUAAAGGAAAGUCAAAGAAGGUGGCUGUGGUUCAGUUGUGUGCGUCAGAGGAGAAAUGUUAUCUGUUCCACAUCUCCUCCAUGUCAGGCUUUCCUCCCGGCCUGAAGGCCUUUCUUGAAGAUGAGAGCAUCGUGAAGGUCGGCGUGGGAAUCCAGGGAGACAAGUGGAAGUUAUUAUCUGAUUAUGAAAUUAAAGUGAAGAGUGUGCUGGAGCUUUCUGAUCUGGCCAACAAUACUUUGAGAUGCACUGAGAAAUGGAGUCUGGAUGGGUUGGUGAAGCACUUGUUGAAGAAUCAGCUUUAUAAAGACAAGCAGGUGCGCUGCAGUCAGUGGGACGACUUCAGUCUGACAGAAGAACAGAAGAGAUACGCCGCCACAGACGCUUACGCUGGAUUCCUCAUUUAUAACAAACUACACGUCAUGAUGGAGUCUGAGCGCAGGAUUUCUUCAGCCGUGGAUCUCAAGCAGAGAGUUUAUCAGAUGUCUGGUGAUCUGCGGGAUCUGGCCGAUGGAUGUCCUGAGGACGUGAGCUGCUCGAGCAGGGCUGUGAAGCUGUUGGAUGAUCUCGCUCACACUCUUCAGUCUCUGAGAUCAUGUUUGUUAAAGAGCGACAGAGCGGCCGAUGACACACGGACAGCAGAAGACACGGGUCAGAAGUCUGACACACACUGUGUGAUGUCUGAGGAUGAGCGUCAGAUGCUGGAGAUACAGGCCAGACAGGAGCAGAUGGACGAGGAGUGUAUUUUAGCUUUCCAGACUCAAGAGCAGUCGGCCCAGAAUGAGACUGAUGAAGAUUUGGAUGAUGAAAUGAUGAAGUGUGCUGAACAUGUGGAGAAAGAGAACCACGGACACAAACAGUCUGCUGCUGAAGAUGAGGAUGAGGAUGUUGAAGAAGAUGAGGAGGAGGUGUUUGAUUCAGACAUCCCACAGGCCGAUCAGAUCAAAUGUCUGAAAAUGUACUUUGGCCAUCAUAACUUCAAACCGGUUCAGUGGAAAGUGAUUCGGUCUGUUCUUGAGGACAGGAGGGAUAAUCUUGUUGUCAUGGCAACUGGUUAUGGGAAGAGUUUGUGUUUUCAGUUUCCUCCUGUGUACUGUCAGAACAUCAGUGUGGUGAUCUCUCCUCUCAUCGCUCUCAUGGAGGAUCAGGUGCUUCACUUACAAAUGUCAAACAUUCCCGCUUGUUUUCUUGGAUCCGCUCAGACCAGAAAUCUGUCUGAAGAUGUGAAGAGGGGUCAGUUCAGAGUGGUGUACAUGACACCUGAGUUUUGCUCUGGAAACAUUCCUCUGCUCGCUCAGCUCAACCGCACCAUCGGUUUAUCUCUGAUCGCUGUGGACGAGGCUCAUUGUAUCUCUCAGUGGGGUCAUGACUUCAGAAGUGCGUAUCGUGACCUUGGCAAACUCAAGACAAAUCUCCCAGAGGUUCCUAUUUUGGCUCUGACAGCCACCGCGAGUCCAUCUAUCCGUGAUGAGAUCGUGAAGAGUCUUCACCUGGUCAAUCCCAUCAUGACCUGCACCUCGUUUGAUCGGCCCAACCUCUAUCUGGACGUCAGUCGCAAAAGUGCUGAUGUUAUUCAGGAUCUCAAACAGUUUCUCAUUAAAAAGAAAGGGGGGGGUUUGGAGCUGGAGGGCUCUGCCAUUGUGUACUGUCCGUCGAAGAAAGAGGCGGAGCGUGUGACGGCGGCGCUGUGUAAGCUGGACGUCUCGUGUGGACUUUAUCACGCUGGUCUGAGCAUCAAACAGAGAAGAGAAACUCACCAUCAGUUCAUGAGAGACGAGAUUCAGUGCGUGGUGGCCACAGUGGCGUUUGGGAUGGGCAUCAACAAAUCUGACAUCAGGAAGGUGAUUCAUUACGGAGCUCCUAAAGAGAUGGAGUCAUAUUAUCAGGAGAUCGGGAGAGCCGGUCGAGACGGUCUGCCCAGCUCAUGUCACGUCUUAUGGACGUCUGCAGACAUGGCACUGAACCGAUUCAUUCUCAACCAGUCCAGAAGUGAACACUUCAGAGAAUAUAAAAUCAGCAUGAUGGCCAAAAUGGAGAAAUAUCUUAAUUCAGCCAAAUGCAGACGAAAGUUGAUUUUGUCUCAUUUUGAAGACAAGCGUCUGAGAAAGGUGACGUCUGGCAUUCUGGGUAGUGAUCAGUGUUGUGAUAACUGCAGGUCGGGUGUGAAGGAGGGUGAUGCAGACGGGCUCCAGCAGGACUUCGGCUUGUGUUCGUAUCAGCUGAUGAAGGCCAUCAGGAUCAUGGAGGAGAGGUUUGGCAUCACAGCGCCCAUUCUCUUCCUGCGGGGCUCAAACUCUCAGCGUGUACCCGAUCGCUAUCGUAAACAUUCACAUUUUGGCAUUGGUAAGGACUUCUCGGAGUGUUGGUGGAAAGCUCUCGGGCGAGAACUCAUAGUUGAACAAUAUCUGACGGAAGCUACGGGUCACAACAAAUUCGCCACCCUCUGUAAACUCACAGCAAAGGGCAGAUCGUGGCUGAAUGACGCUGACAAUGAGACACACAGAAAACUUCUGCUGCAACCCAACAGAGAUCUGUACAUCAGAGUGUCUGUACCACGCAGGACGUCACAUGUGGCGCCGGAGGAGUCUUACACUUCCAGUAAACAGUCAGAUUUCACACAGAGGUCAAAGGUCAGUUCUGGGGUGGACAGCCGUCACAUGAUAGAGAAAGUGGGCGUAUCCUGCAGAUCAUCAGUGAGACAGUCAUCAUCAUCUCACACUCCUGUUGUUAAAACUCAAACACCAGCUGUGUCUCCCAGAGAAAUACAACUACAGUCGGAUCUGUACUGUAAGCUGGUGUGUGAGCGUCAGAAGUUAGCCAGUCUUAAAAACAUCCCACCAGCUCUACUGGCCACCAAUAAGAUCCUGCUGGACAUGGCCAAACUAAGGCCGUGUACAGUCAGCAGCUUAAAACAGCUGGAUGGAGUUUCAGAAGCUAAAGCGUCCAUGCUGACUCCUCUGAUUGACAUCAUCAACACUUUCUGUCCCUCACACACAUUACUGGCGGAUGUGUCCAGCAGUUCUGUUGCAGACGUCCAGUCAGAGUCCAGCCGUGACUGUGUGUGUCCGUCCCUACCCGACAGCGUUUCGGUCACAUACAGACUCUUUCAGACGGAGCACAAGACUCUGAGGCAGGUGGCAGACGUUCGCUCUGUGCCUGUGGCUGUGGUGGAGUCUCAUCUGUUACAGGCUCAGAAGAUGAACUGUCCCAUCGACACAGAGAGAGCUGGACUCUCACCAUCCAUCUACAACACCAUCAUAAACAUCAUCACAUCUCCUCCUCUCAGCUCAGACAUGAGUGAUUUCAAAGCCAUCAGGAGUCAUGUUUCUGAUGACAUCAGCAACUUUCUGCUGAGACUGGCGCUGUGUAAACUCCAGAGAGAAGGUUUAGCAUCUGUACGUCAGGAGAUCAGCUGGAUCGAGCCGCUGGAGAAAAGCAGCCGUGCAUGUGAUGGUGUGAUGCAGGCGUCAGAUGUCAUGGAUCAGAGUGAAGAUGAGCUCUUUAUUGAUGUUCCAAUGCCACAGGAGGAUCUGGGCUCCGCCUCUGACGGGCGGCUCAAGUCAUGUGACGUGACUCUUCACAGCAGCGGUAUGAAUUUAACCUCCUGGAAUCAGGACAACCUGGAUCAAGACACGCAGGAACUCUUCAGUGAUUCACCUGCUGAGCUAAUUUUUACUGAAUGCAGACCUUCCGCGAGGAAAAGCCGAUUACUUUUAAGACGGUGAGUCAGCCAGCCAAGAGAAAACUGCCGGACUGGACAGAAGGACCAAACACUUCUCUAACCGCUGCUGCUGUAAAGAAAAGCAAAAAGAAGAAAGGACUUUUCAAUUGAUAUGCUGGACCAAACAUGUAUUAUGCUUUUUAAACCUUAACAUUUCAAAUAAAUAUGUUUCCUGUUUCA